This is a messenger RNA of Lathyrus sativus (Indian pea), 573 nucleotides long. NCBI's taxonomy places the organism in Eukaryota, Viridiplantae, Streptophyta, Magnoliopsida, Fabales, Fabaceae. The record is from the annotation of a GenBank genome assembly.
AUGUCUCACAUUCAAAAAUAUGUUAUUAAUGCCCAUCACAAUGGAAAUGUUAUUGUAUCUGAUGAAGUGGACUUGAUCUUUGAAAAUAUUGAAAUUAGUCAUUUCAGUAUUAAUAGAAGGUCCUCAUUCCAACAUUUUAAAGAAAGUUUAGAGAUGAAGGUUCAAGCAGGACCGGGUUCACAGAUUAUUUAUAGAAGUGUUGUCCAUUUUGGAAACAAUCAAUUUAAAUUUGUUCCGUUGAAGGUUCAUGGCGACAAGGAUGUUGAAACGAUGUUUUCAAAUCAUGAAUGUUUUAGGUUUCCGUACAUUGAUCUAUAUAUAAGAUUUGAACAAUGUCAACCCACCCAAAUGUCACAGAUAAUCAAUACAUCGGAGGAAGAUGCACCAACCAUCAUUCUAAACGAAGAUGUUGAAGAAGAAAAUGAAGCACAAGUUGAUGAUUACUAUACUACUUUAUUUGAGGAAGGAGACAAUGUUAAUAAAGGCAACAAUGAUGAACAACACAUUCCAGUCGAGAAUGUUUUCUGCCCACAUGAUAAACCUGCCCUUAUGUGGAGAAGGAUCAUCCUUUGA